Messenger RNA from Closterium sp. Naga37s-1, 2163 nucleotides. The record is from the annotation of a GenBank genome assembly. Lineage: Eukaryota; Viridiplantae; Streptophyta; Zygnematophyceae; Desmidiales; Closteriaceae.
AUGCCGCGCGCGGGUGACUCCCACAAUGCGCCUGGGCUCGCACACAAUGCUGCAGCUGGCGGACCUCCCGCCGCCCCUCCCUUCCCCCCCCCUUUCCCCCUCCCUUCCCCAUGCACAUUGAAAUCAACCAACCAAUCAUGCGAGCAGGUGACCCCCAUUAUGCGCCUGGGCGCGCACACAACGCUGCAGCUGGCGGACCUCCCCCCACCCCCGCGCACCUGGCGCGCGGAUUGGCUGGACGCGCAAACGGCAUGCAUCAUGGACGGGGAGCAGGGGGGAAGGGGGCGGAAGGAGGAGGAGUAUUUUGAAGGGGAGGGGGAGGAGAGGGGGCGGAAGGAGGAGUAUAUUGAAGGGGAGGGGGAGGAGAGGGGGCGGAAGGAGGAGGAGUAUAUUGAAGGGGAGGGGGAGGAGAGGGGGCGGAAGGAGGACGAGCAGUGUGAAGGGGAGCAGGGGGAAAGGCGGGCGGGGAGGGGAAGCGGUCAGUUGGUGGUGUCGGGCGGAUGGAAGGCAGGGGGCAGGGGCAGAGGGAAGUGGCCGUUUUGGGCUGUUCUGUAUUGGCCGCACCGGUGGGCGCUGUUGCUGCUCGCAGUGAUGUUUCUCGGGGAGUCGAUGCUGCAUGUCGUCAAGGCCGUGCUUCUGUAUCGCAUAAUCGCCUUCCUGGAAGCGUGUGACAGCAGUAGCAGCAGUGACGGCAGCAGCUGUGUGGAAGGGCAGUGCGGGUCCAUUGAAGGGUAUCUCACGGCAGCAGGGCUGGGCGCACUGGCCGUGGCGCUGGCCGUGGCGACCCAGCACCUGUGCUACCGCGCAUACGUCUCCCCUCCCCCUUCCGACCCCUCCACCAGGUCACCUACCUGGAAGGCCCAAGCUCCCAGCCUCUGCCACCCAAACUCGGCCAAACUGCUUUUGCUUAUUUUCGCCCAUCCCCCCACCCUUCCCCCAACUGUUCUCCCCACACCGGUCUUCCUCCCCUUCCCUCCCACACGUUCCAUCUCCUUCUCUUCCCCUGCAGUGCACCGCCACCUCCUCACACUCACCGCCAGCGCGCUGAGCCACGUCAGCAGUGGGCACUGUAUCAACCUGCUGUCCAAUGACGUGCGCCGAUUGGACGACCUGGUGUUCUGCAGCCAGGCGCUCUGGGUGCUUGUGUUGGUCACGUGGCUGGUAGCGAGGGAGAUUGGAUGGGUGCCCACCAUCGCUGGCAUUGCCACUCAACUGCUGCUUCUUCCGCUACAGGUUCGUCCUCUGAAACUUGGCUAUGGUAGAGCUUGUGGUUGUCACGUGGCUGAUAUUGAGGGAUAUCGAUCGGAUGGGUGCCCACCAUCGCUGGCAUUGGCACGCAUCUGCUGCUGCUUCCGCUCCAGCUGCUUCCUUUCUCCCACAUGCACGCUGCUCUCUCCCUCCCAAACAACCGAGCAAUACCAGCUGGCAUGUGGGAAGUGGAGGGUGUGGCUGCGGGCAAAAACUGCGGAGGCCACUGAUGCACGCGUCAAGCACACAGAAGAGGUGGGCGGUUGGGGAGGAGGGAGAGGGAAAGAGUGGGGAUGGGGGAGGGGACGAGGAGGGUUGGAUGGGGGAGGGGAGGAGAGGGGUUGGGCUCUGGGCGGCAUCCUGGCUGUGAAGACGCUGGCUCUGGAAGGCAUGCUCCUAACAUCCUUCAAUUCUCCCUUUUCCUCUCCCUUUUCGUCCCUCUCACCCUCGCCCGCCCCUCCACCCCCCCUCGCUCUCAAACACCUGCAGUGGACAGCCGCCCUCAACGCCAUGAUGGCUGCACUCUACUUCUCAUUCACCUCUGUGGUUGCUUUUGAGUCGUCUAUUAAUCCCCUCCAUCCUCCCGUUCCCCUCCUUUCUACCAGCCUGCAGUGGACAGCCGCCCUCAACGCCGUGACGGCUGCACUCUACUUCUCAUUCACCUCCGUGGUUGCUUUUGAGUCGUCUAUUAAUCCCCUCCAUCCUCCCUUUCCCCUCCCGUCUACCAGCCUGCAGUGGACAGCCGCCCUCAACGCCGUGACGGCUGCGCUCUACUUCUCAUUCACCUCCGUGGUCGCCCUCGUCACCUUCGCCACCUUCACGUGCCUCGGAGGUCAACUCACCGCAGCCUCUGUGUUCUACGUGCUUACUCUCCUCGAGGUGCGCUGCACCUCUCCUUGCUUUUAUGCACCUUGA